Messenger RNA from Pygocentrus nattereri (red-bellied piranha), 871 nucleotides. RefSeq lists its product as uncharacterized. Bases 5 to 871 code for a protein of 288 amino acids. NCBI's taxonomy places the organism in Eukaryota, Metazoa, Chordata, Actinopteri, Characiformes, Serrasalmidae. The record is from RefSeq and is a predicted model, not a curated record. The transcript has 4 exons.
UGAAAUGGAGGUGGUGGUGUGGCUGUGUUUCGCUCCUCUGCUCUGGUUUCUUGGUAAAUGCCACGGGCAAACUCAGUUCCUUUACAUGGCUAGGUAUAAAUCAGGGUUGAUUUCCUGUGAAGAAAACAAAUGGAAAGUGAGCACAAAGUCUAACAAGAUUGACCCGAAGCGUCUGGUACAGUGUGACCGCAUCAAGAUUGAGCUUGAUGUUGAUGAUGAUGAUGAUGAUGAUGAACUGGAAUUUUGCAGAAAUAAACAUCCACAGUCAAAGUGUGUUUGUACUCUAGAAGUAAAGAGUGGAUUUGUUGCCUGUGUUAAAUCUCUGGAUUCUGGACUCCUUUUUCCAUUCAAACCGUCUCCCAACGUCGUCUCUUCCUACAUAUUCGCUGCUCCAAACCCACUCAUAACAUCCACACCUGAGAAACCAUCUUCACUGCCAGUACCUGAAGGUGGAUCAGUGAGUUUAAACUGUAGUUUCACCUUCACACAAAAAUAUAAUGGGGUGCCUUUUGUUGUUUACUGGAUUAAGACUGUUGGAAAGAGCAGCACCUGUGUGUAUUCUUAUGAUUAUUCCAAGCAUCGUUCACCUCAGUACGGUCACCACUGCGCUGUGCAAAAAGAUCUGCUUAACAGGAUCUCAAACCCAACCAAAGGACAGAACAGUCACAACAUCAGCAUCAGUGAAGUGAUGGAGUCAGACAGCGGUUCUCCAUAUGCUGUUGGAAAUGGUGAGGAGGGGAGUUCCUUUGGAUCUAAGACGGCUGAUCCAGGCCGUGAAGAAUUCACACCGUCUAUUGACCCUUAUUUAAUCGUUAGACUGAACAGCUUGUAUGAAUCUGGGGCCUCAGGCAACUCCCCCAGGUCAAAUUAG